AAACUUUAAGAGGACAUAAUUGCAGAGAUUAUACGCUGAGAAGUUGAAGGAAGAACAUGAGAAGGUGAUGGAAGAACUUCGCAUUGCCCAGGCCCAGAAAUCGCAGCUGAAGGACCAAUUCGCGGAGACCGACCAGAGCAGAAAGGAGUUGGAGCUGAAAAUCAUUGCAAGCGAGGAAAUAUUGCGGGCUUUGGUACAAAAGCAAGAACUGUUGCGGAUCGAACUCGAGAAUGCACUCCUAAAGGCCGAGGAGGAGAGCAGAAGAAAAGGAGAUUCCUCCGGCACAAAGUUCUUCUCCGAGUUCUCCUUUAACGAAAUUAAAGAGGCUGCGCAGAACUUCGACCCAUCCUUGAAGAUCGGGGAAGGUGGUUGCGGGACCGUGUACAGAGGUUUGCUUCGACUUAUGCCAGUGGCUAUAAAGAUCAUGAAUUGUCCUGGCAUGCGAGGUUCACAAGAUUUUCAACAGGAGAUCGAUGUGUUGAGAGAGGUGAAGCAUCCUAAUCUCAUCACGCUCAUCGGCGCUUGUCCUCAGCCUUGCACUCUUGUUUACGAAUAUAUACCAAACGGUAGCCUCGAACAUUGGCUCCACGACAGUGACAGGGCGAAGCAGCUGCCAUGGCGAGCCCGAAUAUGCAUUGCCACAGAACUCUGCUCUGCCCUGGCCUUCCUCCACACUUGGGAGCCUCACAGCAUCGUCCAUGGGGACGUCAAACCGGGAAACAUCCUACUGGACGCGCAGUUCAAGAGCAAGCUCAGCGAUUUCGGGAGCUCCCGAUUGCUGUCCAGGGGUGAGCGGUCGAGCAACAACACCGCCGUCGUGCACCUGACCAACCCAAAAGGGACGAUCGGGUACAUUGACCCUGAGUUCUUCGUCACGCAAGAGCUCACGACGAGGUCCGAUGUCUACUCUUUCGGGAUUAUACUACUCGAGUUAUUGACGAGGAGGUCCGCCCGAGGAAUAGCAAAUGCAGUGCAAGAGGCAAUUAGCGCAGGGACUUUGGCGGCCAUCUUGGAUUCAUCGGCUGGAGAGUGGGACUAUACGCUGGCCGAGAAGUUGACUCAUUUGGCUUUGAGUUGCUGCGAGAUGAGCAGAAGGAGUAGGCCGGAUCUCAAGUCGGAAGUGGGGACGGUGCUCCAAUCGAUCCUAGCUUCCUGUUGAUAAACCAAGACUUUCGAAUACUCGGGAAUUGAGCGAUAUACAUGUUGUGGUUGUGUACUUGGUCUCUAAGUAAAUAGACUUACGGGGUCACGUGUCAA
Molecule: messenger RNA, 1257 nt
Organism: Eucalyptus grandis
Lineage: Eukaryota; Viridiplantae; Streptophyta; Magnoliopsida; Myrtales; Myrtaceae
Product: U-box domain-containing protein 33
Exons: 2
Coding region: 68-1159 (363 amino acids)
Biological process (GO): protein phosphorylation
Molecular function (GO): ATP binding; protein kinase activity
Source: RefSeq, a predicted model, not a curated record